AUGGAACAUACCGGGUCCCAAGCUCCUCCUGAGAUCACUUUCUCUACUUCUCCUCGUUCUGCCUCUUUCAUCGACCGAGUUCUUCGUCGAGCCUCUGGCAGCCAUAGCAGAAUUCCAACCCUCAACCUGCCCGCCGAGGUUCCCUCCAACAACACAUUAGACAACACAUCCUCGCGGCCUCAGUCCCGCUCUUCCUCCCGCUCGUCCCACAAGCGUGCCCCGCUUACUAUCGACACUUCUGUAGCCUCAGCCAGUAUGGUCUCGAACAAGAAGUCCAAGUCCACUCAUCUCACUGUCGUCGAGACCACAAACACUCGCUCUAGCUCCCGUUCACGGUCUCGAUCUCGAACUAGGAGAUCUCCAUCUCCAUCUCCAAAUAUCGACAUCAUGAGCCAGUCUUCCCGAGUAGCCAGUAUCAACCAUGUGGGUAGACACACGAAUGACUGGCUAUUUGGUGGAUUCCACCUCACAUCAAAGAUCGGUGCACAGAGGGGAAGGGCAAAGUAG
Molecule: messenger RNA, 507 nt
Organism: Orbilia oligospora ATCC 24927
Lineage: Eukaryota; Fungi; Ascomycota; Orbiliomycetes; Orbiliales; Orbiliaceae
Exons: 1
Coding region: 1-507 (168 amino acids)
Source: RefSeq, a predicted model, not a curated record